Messenger RNA from Racocetra fulgida, 387 nucleotides. Lineage: Eukaryota; Fungi; Glomeromycota; Glomeromycetes; Diversisporales; Gigasporaceae. The record is from the annotation of a GenBank genome assembly.
AUGAAACUUUAUCAAGCAAAAAGAAGCUAUCAAUGGGCCUAUGAGUCCUAUGAAAAGGCUACAACAUUAAUUCACACUAUGUUUGAAAGAACUUCCUAUUAUCAAUUGCAGCAUAUCGAAUUUUAUCUUGAUGCCUUUGAUACUUGGGCAAAUUAUGAUAAGCAUGAGGAAGGUAAGCAAAAAUUACUUAAAAUCAUCGACAUAAUCACUAAACAGUAUGGUGAACGCCACAGAAAUCUUGCAAAAGCUUACUGUAGAUUAUCUAUUUUUGAUUUGGUUCAAAAGGAAUACGAAUCUGCCGAAAAAAAAUUAUUACAAGCGUAUGAUCUAUACGAACAAUUGCCUAAAAUUUAUAUUGAUCAUUCAACUACAUUAAUAAAGUUAGAA